This is a messenger RNA of Gregarina niphandrodes, 1011 nucleotides long. RefSeq lists its product as hypothetical. The transcript has a single exon. Bases 1 to 1011 code for a protein of 336 amino acids. Lineage: Eukaryota; Apicomplexa; Conoidasida; Eugregarinorida; Gregarinidae. The record is from RefSeq and is a predicted model, not a curated record.
AUGGGUGAAAUAAAGGACGAUCAAGGCGAAGCCGAUCAAGGCGAAGCCGAUCAAGGCGAAGCCGAGGCCGAUGUUGAUGUUAAAGAAGGCGAAGUGAAAGAGGAAGAGCCGGACGUCAAGGUAGAAGGUGGUAACAGGGAGGAAAAAGAGGAGAAAGAAAACGAAAGAGAAGAAGGCGAGCUAGCGGAAGGUGGUUCAGUGCCUGAGGAUGAAGUACAUGAGGUGCCUGAGGUUAAGGUGCCUGAAGUCAAACUACCCGACGUCGAAAGAGUAAGAGAGGAAGGCGAGGUAGACGAGGAUGAACCAGAAGAUGGCGAGACAAAGGAUGACGAUCAUCAACUACAUGAGGUACAAGUUGCUGAGGUUAAUGCACCUGAGAUCGACGUGACAGAGGUAAACGUACCCGAGGCCGAGGUACCAGAAACCGAAGUACAAGAGGUCCAGGCACUGGAAGCAGAAGUGCCAGAAGCUAAGGUGCCACUGGUAGAAGACAGAGGUGCGGAGUCACUGCACGUUGAGCAUGUGCCCAGUCCCGCCGUAUCGGUUGAAACCGAUUUGGAGGAGGCGAAGGAGUUCCGCUCUCAGAAGGAAGUCGCUGAGACUAGCCUCGGCAGUGCAGAUGACAGGGAAGAGGAAAUGCAGGAGACAAAUGGUCAAGAGCCCACCAUCAAGGGGCCCAGCUCCAACCCCAUGGCUGGUGUGACCUUCGUUGCUCGCUCACCGCGCAAACAAAAGUAUGAAGAGUUGGGAGUUCCCUACGAGACGGGAACUCGUACUCUCACGCAUGACCGUCCUGACGAGGAAGAAGUUAAGGAGACGGUCGCGGAGGCCAAGGUCCACCGGAAGAAAUGCAAAUAUCAACCGGCAGAUGACAUCAGAAUAUCGAAGGCGAGAGCUCAAGAUGUGCAGUUCAUAUGGAGGGGUGGUCCGAAGGGACGUAGAAUUGUGCACCAAGAUGAGCUAUUGCCGGAGACCCAGGCUUCGUUGGAGAUUGCCAAAACAGCUUCAUGA